AUGGCCGUAGCGACGAGGACAAUGUCGAAAACAGCUGCGGGAAAGAACGGCAAGCUGCAGACGACCGACGCCGAGAUCAAGACGGACGCCAAUGGCCCCAAGGACUUUUUCUGGACAUAUACUGAAGAGCCGCACCGGACGCGACGUCUCGAGAUCAUCAAGAAGCACCCCGAGGUCACAAAGCUUUGCGGUCCCGAGCCCCUCACCAAAUAUCUAGUCAUCGCCGUCGUAGCCCUCCAAGUCGCACUCGCCGUUUACCUGCAAUCGACGCCCUUUUGGUCCCUCAAGUUUUGGGCCAUUGCAUACGUAAUUGGCGCCACAGCAAACCAGAAUCUUUUCCUCGCCAUUCACGAAAUCUCACACAAUUUGGCCUUCAAGAAUCCCAUGGCGAAUCGUCUCCUCGCCAUUGUUGCCAACCUGCCCAUCGGCAUCCCCUACAGCGCCUCCUUCCGACCCUACCACCUAACCCAUCACAAGUCUCUUGGCGUCGAUGGCCUCGAUACCGAUCUGCCUACCGCCCUCGAAGCCUUCUUCCUUGACUCCAUCUUCGGCAAGGCCUUUUUCUGCACCUUUCAAAUCUUCUUCUACGCCAUCCGGCCCAUGACCGUUUACCGCGUCCCCCUCACGCGCAUUCACGCCCUCAACAUUGCUGUCCAGGUCGCCUUUGACGCCGUUCUCAUCCACUACACCUCGUCAAAGGCUCUGCUCUACCUGCUGCUCUCAUCGUUUCUCGCCGGCAGUCUGCACCCCGUCGCCGGCCACUUCAUUGCCGAGCACUACGUGUACGAGACGGUCACGCCCACCCAGCGCGACCCUGCCAACAAGAUUCCCGUUCCCGAGACCUUUUCCUACUACGGACCCCUCAACUGGUUCACCUACAACGUCGGCCUGCACAACGAACACCACGAUUUCCCCGCCAUCCCGUGGACUCGUCUGCACAAGGUCAAUCGCAUCGCCAGCGAAUUCUACGACGACCUUCCUCGCCACGAGAGCUGGGUCUAUGCCAUCUGGCGCUUCAUUUGGGACGAUAGCGUUGGCAUGAACUGCCGCGUCAAGCGUCAAAACGGCGGUCGCCUUGUUGGCGGGGCUGUGAGCUGGAAGGAGUCUGAAAUCCAAGCAUAG
This is a messenger RNA of Beauveria bassiana ARSEF 2860, 1122 nucleotides long. RefSeq names its product dihydroceramide delta(4)-desaturase. Gene Ontology annotation, molecular function: sphingolipid delta-4 desaturase activity. The transcript is spliced from 3 exons. Gene Ontology annotation, biological process: ceramide biosynthetic process. The record is from RefSeq and is a predicted model, not a curated record. Gene Ontology annotation, cellular component: membrane. The coding region runs from base 1 to 1122 and encodes 373 amino acids. NCBI's taxonomy places the organism in Eukaryota, Fungi, Ascomycota, Sordariomycetes, Hypocreales, Cordycipitaceae.